This is a messenger RNA of Megachile rotundata (alfalfa leafcutting bee), 1154 nucleotides long. It is a transcript of the gene Spase22-23, whose product is annotated as Signal peptidase complex subunit Spase22-23. Lineage: Eukaryota; Metazoa; Arthropoda; Insecta; Hymenoptera; Megachilidae. Gene Ontology annotation, cellular component: signal peptidase complex; membrane. Gene Ontology annotation, biological process: protein targeting to ER. The record is from RefSeq and is a predicted model, not a curated record.
UAUAAUGUUCGGGGUAUUUUUGAACACUAAAAAAGUUGCAACAAUGCUUGUGAAAUCGGUGAUGUUGAAAAGAAACUUGAAGUUCAGUUUGCCGUGGUUAGGAAAAUUUUUGAUACAUUACUCGUAUUUUUAUAAUUAUGUAAUUUUCUUUUGGCGAUAUCUGGAAAAUGGUGGUGUUCGAAAAUUGGAAAGGUGGCAAGAGAGGGAGAAAGAAAAGAAGGAGAAAGUAAGGGAUCUCCCACCCUCUACAAUAUUUUCCACCGUUCGUGGGGAGACCCCUUCUUUCUUUCAUUAUGAAAUCAUAUAUAAAAGAACAAAUUAGUAGUGUGCACUUCAUCACAAACACUUUGUUACUAAAUGAAUCCUACUAAAUGGUUUUGCGCCUUUGACAGAGGGAUAUAAUUGAGGGAUGAACAACAACUAUUUAUAGUAUCUGGAGGCUCAUCGAGCACUAGCGAGAAAGCCGCUUCAAUGUUAUGCGCCGUCUAGUGGUGACGAGUGUAUAUAGGAAUGAGGCGCCACAUCAGCCCCUUUUUCAACCACCAUCGCCAUCUUUAACAGUUGCCGUCAAAAAUGCAUUCUGUUUUCAUGCGUGGCAAUGCUAUUUUAGCAUAUACAUUAAGUGUUUCGGCGUGUUUAACGUUUUGUUGUUUUCUAUCUACCGUAUUUAUUGAUUAUAGAGCAAAUGCAACAUUAAAUACUGUCAAAGUAGUAGUCAAAAAUGUUCCAGAUUAUAGUGCUUCAAGAGAAAAAAAUGAUUUGGGUUAUUUAACAUUUGACUUACAAACUGAUCUCACUCAGUUAUUUAAUUGGAAUGUUAAACAAUUAUUUUUAUAUCUCACUGCUGAAUAUCAGACAGAAAAUAAUGAAUUCAAUCAGGUAGUGUUAUGGGAUAAAAUAGUACUCCGUGGAGAUAAUGCUGUACUUGAUUUUAAAAAUAUGAAUACGAAGUAUUACUUCUGGGAUGAUGGUAAUGGAUUAAGAGGAAAUAAAAACGUAACAUUAACUUUAUCAUGGAAUAUUAUACCAAAUGCUGGACUUUUACCAAGUGUCAAUGCCCUUGGUUCUCAUACAUUUGCAUUUCCAUCUGAAUAUACCUCAUUACGUGUAUAACAUACAUUUAUAUAUGUGAUAAAUUUAUAUUCGUUAUUUUA